Molecule: messenger RNA, 855 nt
Organism: Rotaria socialis
Lineage: Eukaryota; Metazoa; Rotifera; Eurotatoria; Philodinida; Philodinidae
Source: the annotation of a GenBank genome assembly
GAAAAGAUUAGAGCAACGGUAUGCUAUCCUCUUGGGAAGAUCGGUGAACAAGCAGGAAAGAGCCAGGUGAUUGAUCGUUUGCUGGUGGCACUAGUUGAUCCGGAUGACCAGGUUCGUUGGAGUACAUCUCGUGCUCUUGGAGCGAUGGGUGAAAAAGCAGCAACGAAUCAGGUGACUGAUGGGUUGGUGGUGGCACUAGGUGAUCAGAAUGGGUGCGUUCGAAUGAAUGCAUGUAGUGCUCUUGGAGCCAUGGGCGAAAAAGCAGCAACGAGUCAGGUGAUUGAUGCGUUGGUGGUGGCACUAGGUGAUCAGAAUGAGUGGGCUCGAACGAAUGUAUGUUGUGCUCUUGGAAAGAUGGGCAAAAAAGCAUCAUCGAGCCAGGUGAUUGAUCGCUUGAUGGUGACCCUUGGCGAUCAGAAGGUGGUUGUUCGACGGAGUGCAUGCAGUGCUCUUGAGAAGAUGGGGGGAAAAGCAGCAACGAGGCAGGUGAUUGGUCGGUUGGUGGUGGCACUGAGUGAUCUGGAUGAGGAGGUUCGAAGGAGUGCAUGUGGUGCUCUUGAGAAGAUGAGCGAAGAAGCAGGAACGAGCCAGGUGAUUGAUCGGUUGGUGGUGGCACUUGGUGGUCUCGCUGAAGGUAUUCCAAGUACCGAUCUGAACGACGCGAGUACGCUUCUUAGAUUGUUGUCGUAUGCCCUGCAGUGGCUUGCUGAUGCCGACGCGAGAGAGGCUGAGUUGAUGCAGAAAUUGAGUUUUUCUGAUGGGAUUGAUGGAGUGUCCUUGAAGCUUUUUCAGUUACUGGUUAAUACGCAUGAUUGGCGUUGGGUUGCCAUAUUCGUAGAGUAUUGUCUAAUGUAG